Drosophila serrata is the source of this 1567-nucleotide messenger RNA. It is a transcript of the gene Cyp309a1, whose product is annotated as Cytochrome P450 309a1. NCBI's taxonomy places the organism in Eukaryota, Metazoa, Arthropoda, Insecta, Diptera, Drosophilidae. Gene Ontology annotation, molecular function: iron ion binding; heme binding; oxidoreductase activity, acting on paired donors, with incorporation or reduction of molecular oxygen. The record is from RefSeq and is a predicted model, not a curated record.
GAUCGCUUUUAGGAGUAGCCACCAUGCUGACUACAGUUGCUUUGGUCUUGGGCUUCGUUCACAUCGCCUUUGCUUUGGUUUUUCUCUAUCUGACCUGGUACCAUAGAUACUGGGACAAGCGGGGAGUGUUCACCGCCAAGCCGCUGACCCUUUUGGGCACCUAUCCGGGCAUCCUGGUGAACAAGAGCCGCAGUCUCAUACUUGACGUGCAGGAGGUCUACGAUAAAUACAAGGAUAAACAUCGAGCAGUGGGCACAUUUAUCACCCGACAGCCCCAGCUUCUUAUCCUCGAUCCCGCUCUGGCCCAUGAGAUUUUGGUGGACAAAUUCAGUAACUUCAGGGAUACUAUAACCAGCAGCUUUGUGGGUCACAACGCAGAUGAUAAGUAUGUGACAGGAUCGCCGUUUUUCAGUGCUGGCGAGGAUUGGAAGCGAAGGCGCACUGAGAAUGUCGGUGGACUCACACCCAACCGGCUAAAAUUGGCUUUCACCAUCUGGGAGCAGAGCGGUCGGAAGCUAGUGGAGUAUAUAGAGCGUGCAAGGCGGCAGAAGGGCGAUGUCAUCGAGACCAGGGAUCUUUCUUAUCGCUUCACGGCCGACGUCAUGGCUGACUUUAUAUGGGGCAUCGAUGCGGGCUCGCUCAGCGGUGACGUCGGAAAGAUUGGGACUUUCCAGAAGACCUCCACGGAUUGGACUGUCUUUGCUUUUAGCUCGAUGAUCCGUUUCAAUAAGACCAUGGUGGCCACAUUUGUGAGGAAGCUAUUCAAGAUGCGCUUCUUUCCCAAGGCAACGGAUGAGUUCUUUCGGCAAUUGACCCAGGAUGCCAUUAAACUCCGGCAGUGCGGCACUGGAGAGGGUCGCACGGACUACCUGUCCCACCUGCUGCAGCUGCAGGAGCGCGGAAAUACCAUUCAGGACUCUGUGGGUCAUGCUCUUACCGUCCAUUUGGAUGGAUAUGAGACCUCUGGCGCUGUGCUCUACCACAUGCUCUAUACGCUGAGCGAACACCCCGAAGAGCAGGAAAAGUUGCGAUCGGAAAUUUUAGAUGCCUUGGCAAACAAUGCGAAUAUCAGCUACGAGCAAAUUAAUGCCCUGCCCUAUCUGGAUCAGUGCGUUAAUGAAUCACUGCGUUUAACUACGCCAAUUGGUUUCUUUAUACGUAUCUGCACCAAGCCAAUUCAGCUUGAUUUGGGCAAGGGCAAACAUGUGGACUUGGAGCCAGGAACUACGGUAAUGGUGCCCGCUUUUCAGUACCACCAUGAUGAGAAUUACUAUCCAGAGGCCAGUGAAUUUAAACCAGAUCGUUUUGAGAAUGGAGCUGCAAGUGCCUUUAAUAAGCGCGGAUGCUUCCUGCCAUUCGGUGAUGGUCCUCGCAUUUGUUUAGGUAUGCGUGUUGGACAGUUAAGUGUUAAGACCGCCAUUCUGCAUAUCCUUUCGAAUUACCAGGUGGAGCAGACGAAAAAAGUGCCCAUGGGUGCCGACACGGGCAUGGGAAUAUUCCUCAAUGGAGAUGUCGAACUGAAAUAUACAAAAUUGCGAAAAUAAAACGCGGUGGUUUCUUUUUUUUA